UCCGCUUUUCUCUCCAGCCAGGCAUGGCGUUCGUUUCUCCUCUCCAUCCAUCAACAGUAAUGGAGGUUUUGUGAAGAAAGCGAGGAUUGCGGAUCUGGGUUUAGGCUUUUGGGCACUUUUUGCCUUCUACCUGUGUUGUUGCCGGCGAAUCGAAAAAUGGAUUUGUUUUCUUGAAUCGUUGGGACUGUCCAGACGAGAGGAAGCAAGAAGAUGGAGCUAGUCCUGGUAAAUCCACCCCUUGGCGGAAUUCCCUCCCGCGGGGUAUCGGUUUCUAAGACAUUCGCAUAUCAUCGUCGUUCUAGCAAACGUGGGUUCGUUUGGUGCGGCAAUGUGGGGAGAGCAGUUCCUAGUCAUCGCUUGGUGAAUGCGACGGGCGGAAAACAAGCUGAAUUGCUCGAGAAAGAACUGACUUUCGAGCCGAUGUUUGAUGGAUAUCUCAAGGCCAUGGAGACCCUGAAGGAUGAUUUGGUCCGCAAUUCAUUUGGGCAAAUGGAUUUGAAUGGUUCAAGUAGAAGUCAUAAAGUAAGAAGAAGCAAGCAAUUGAUGAGCAAGAAUUUCAAACCGAGGAGGGAAGGAAGAGGGAUCGAAGAGGUCAGCUCAGAAAGCCCUAAUAUAAGGUUCGUUUCUAGGUCUAGUGUGGAAAGUAGGGCUUCAAUGGAGAAGCAGGCACAUCGAGUUGGUAAAGAAGCUGGUGUUCUGAAACGUAAUUCCUAUAAACGGAGAGGUAAUUACUCAGGGUUGGAAAAGGUUACUGGAAGUACUGGAGUGCCAACCAAAAGUACUGUAGAUUAUGCUCACAAAUUGGGGAAAUCUGAAAACGGAAGAUUGCGUCAUAUGGGUAACUCUGGAAACGUGAGUGUCGUAGACUGGGAGGCAGUGAGCUCGCAAAUAAUUGGGCAUAUGAACCCUGGAGGAGAUACCAAGAAAGAGCGGCAAAUAACUGAAACGCAUUUGAUGAAGCAAGUCUAUGGUCAAGGAAGAACAGCAAGCAAAAGCGGAAUUGGUCACGGUGCUUCAAACAUGACUCUAGGAGGUGAACGGGUGAGGACAAAUCAUGAGAGCAGCCAUAAACAUGAAAUUUUAAGCGAUAUGAUGAAAAUUGGCAGCAAGGAGGAAAAAGUUAAGCCAAAACCCAGUGACGGAGAAAGGCUUGCGAGUGCCAAUAGUUCCAUUCUACGGGAUUCCUAUAUUGAGGCAGAGCAGCACCCUUUGGAACAAAACGCACGGGCGACGGUGUCGAACAGCUGCUAUAACGUGGAAAGAGUGGCGAAUAAAAACUCCAAUCUUCGUGACAGAAUCUGCGGAAGUGAAAUGUCACGAAAUGAAGAGACCAAGAUUCCAGUAAAAGCUCCUAAAAACAUGGUUCCAUAUGACAGCAUGGAUACGGAAAGAGCUGCUUUCAGGACGUUUGAGGUGUUCACUGAUGUCAACAACAAGCCUCGUGUAUUGAGGAUGGAGUUAGAAGAGAAAAUUGAAAAGUUGGCUAAGUGGUUAAAUGGAACCGAUGUCAAUUUGCCUGAAUGGCAAUUCUCUAAGAUGCUUCAUAGUCCGAAGAUCAAGUUUACGGACCACUCUAUUUUGAGAAUUGUGCAAAUAUUGGGUAGACUGGGAAACUGGCGGAGAGCAUUGCAAGUUGUUCAGUGGCUUCACUCUCGUGAACAUUUGCAGUCCUAUAAAAGCAGAUAUAUUUAUACAACUGUCCUUAGUGUGCUUGGGAAGGCAGGAAGGCCUGUGGAGGCACUUAAUGUAUUCCAUUCUAUGCGUAAACAAUUAUCAUCAUAUCCUGACAUGGCAGCAUAUCAUUGCAUAUCUGUCACUCUAGGACAAGCUGGUUAUCUGAAGGAACUUUUUGAUGUUAUUGACUGUAUGCGAUCUGGCCCAGAACAAAAGCAAAAUAAAGAGAUAUUGGAGAAGUGGGAUCCCUGCCUCGAGCCUGAUCUUGUCGUUUAUAAUGCUGUUCUAAAUGCAUGUGUUCGGAGGAAGAACUGGGAAGGUGCAUUCUGGGUGUUGCAACAGUUGAAGCAACAGGGAAUGCAACCUUCAAAUACAACAUAUGGUCUUGUGAUGGAGGUCAUGCUUACAUGUGGCAAGUACAAAUUGGUCCACGAAUUUUUCCACAAAGUUGAUAAAUCAUCAGUUCUGAACGCUUUGACAUACAGAGUCCUUGUGAAUACUCUUUGGAAGGAAGGUAAGACGGAAGAGGCUGUACUUGCUGUCCAAGACAUGGAAAGGAGAGGGAUAGUUGGUUCGGCUUCUCUGUAUUAUGAUCUUGCCCGUUGCCUUUGCAGUGCAGGAAGGUGUCAGGAUGCACUAGUUCAGGUUGACAAAAUAUGCAAGGUUGCCAGGAAACCUUUGGUUGUGACUUAUACUGGGCUAAUCAAAGCUUGCUUUGAUUCUGGAAGCAUAGAAAAUGGAAUGUAUGUGUAUAAUCACAUGACAAAAUUCUGCUCCCCCAAUUUGGUUACUUACAACAUGAUGCUGAAGGCAUAUGUAGGCCAUAGAAUGUUUAAUGAUGCAAAAGGUCUGUUUUGGAAGAUCCUGGAGGGUGCUGAAGUUGGCAGUAAAGUGACUGGUUCUGGGCAAAAACUGAUGGCAGAUAGCAUCACUUUCAACACCAUGUUAGAGGCAUGUGCAGCAGAGGAGAAGUGGGAUGAGUUUGAGUGUGUCUAUCAGAGAAUGUUGCAUCAUGGGUACCAGUUUGAUGUGAAAAGGCACCUUCGGCUAGUCUUGGAAGCUUCUAAAGCUGGCAAGGGGCAUGUGGUGGAGACAGCAUAUAGUCAAUUGGUCCAGUCAGGAAGAAUUCCUCCAAUAUCUAUUGUGAAGGAAAGGUUCUGCUACAAAUUGCAGCAAGCAGAUUGUCUUGGUGCUAUUGCUUGUGUUCGUGACUUGGCUGGAUAUUCAGUGGCUUUCUCUAAGAAAGUAUGGUUAGAAUUAUUCAAGAACAACUCGCAACGGUUCCAGAGGGAAACUCUGGUGAGAUUAGUAGACAGCCUAGUUACAGAAGGUGAUCAAGCACAUCAAGCCUUAGAAAGUUCCUGCAGGGAACUCAUUUCUUCUAACGUGACAAUAGAUUCAGUCGUCGAUGUGCCAAUAUAGACAAUAUAUGAUCUCUUUUCACUUAAUUGAUAGUUCUUGUUGUAUAUGGUAGUCCCAGUUUACUAAAACUUCACGGCUUCUACAGGUAAUAACCUGGAGGUAGUUUCAUGUACUAUCUCUGCAUUUGAGAAAGGCGGAUACAUAUCCGCUGCAACCCA
Messenger RNA from Nymphaea colorata (pocket water lily), 3254 nucleotides. RefSeq names its product pentatricopeptide repeat-containing protein At1g30610, chloroplastic. Gene Ontology annotation, cellular component: chloroplast. Gene Ontology annotation, molecular function: protein binding. Lineage: Eukaryota; Viridiplantae; Streptophyta; Magnoliopsida; Nymphaeales; Nymphaeaceae. The transcript has 9 exons. Bases 211 to 3096 code for a protein of 961 amino acids. Gene Ontology annotation, biological process: chloroplast organization. The record is from RefSeq and is a predicted model, not a curated record.